AUGAAGCCCAUCAAGCCAUCCAAUAUUUCCUACUCUUCUUCUUCUACGAACUUUUCUUCAUCCACUUCAGAUCCAUCAUCUAAUAUCUCCAUUCCUCCAGCGAUAUACACAAACAAUGUGUUAAAUAACAAUAACUCUAUUCCCCCAAGUCUCCCCAGCAUUUCCACUAUUCUCCAACAACCUCUCCUUCUAUUACCAAUAACAAGCACAAGAACCCACAACCCCAUCACACGUCUCCCAACCAGAAAUCCCGCUUCCAGCGCCGCGGUAGUAUCAAAUACCUCUACCACCACAAAAGGUCUAGUGUCGACCCAAAGAACCAAAGUCAUCAAAACAUUCAUCUCCCCGAAAGGCAGUACAAAAAUCAUCCUAAUUAUCACUAUCACUACAAUGCAAGAACCAGUUUUAGACAAGGAAAAAAAUUCAUGGGUUAUGCGACGCACGACUGAAAUUCGAAAAGUGAUGGUUAGAAAGCGAUUGCGACCUGAUUCCAACGAUAAGAAAAAUGUUAUCGUCAAACGCAAUACGAGAAAUCCUAGAGGAAAGGGGAAAAAGGGGCCAAAGAAGGGAGACUUCAAUUCAAUGUGA
Molecule: messenger RNA, 588 nt
Organism: Botrytis byssoidea
Lineage: Eukaryota; Fungi; Ascomycota; Leotiomycetes; Helotiales; Sclerotiniaceae
Exons: 1
Coding region: 1-588 (195 amino acids)
Source: RefSeq, a predicted model, not a curated record